Labrus bergylta (ballan wrasse) is the source of this 1013-nucleotide messenger RNA. NCBI's taxonomy places the organism in Eukaryota, Metazoa, Chordata, Actinopteri, Labriformes, Labridae. The record is from RefSeq and is a predicted model, not a curated record.
AUUUCUUUACUGCUUGUUUCGUCAACGUUGUCAAGUUAAAAUUUAAAGUAUCUCACGUUUGUUUCUUCUUCUCACAGGAGUCCAAGGAGUUCCUGCAGUACUUCAUCGAGAAGCUGCAGUUCCAGCCUCUGUCAGCAGAGGUCCCCGUGCUGUUCCGGGUGGUGGAGCUGCCUCAGAAACAUCAUCUGUGUAAAGUCAAAUCUCUCAACAAAGCAGACGCCAACUCCGAGGUCACCGUCUACUUCCAGUCGGGGCUGAAGAACCUGAGAGAGCACGCUCUGAUGGAGCUGAUGGUGAUGCACAUGGAGGAGCCGUGUUUCGACUUCCUAAGAACCAAGGAGACUCUGGGGUACCAGGUGUACCCAACCUGCAGGAACACCUCAGGGGUGCUGGGAUUCUCUGUCACCGUGGAAACACAGGCCACCAAGUUCAGCACAGAGUUUGUGGAGGCGAAGAUCGAGGAGUUCCUUGUCAGCUUCGGCGAGUGUUUGUCGGGUCUUAGCGAGGAGGCGUUUAAAACGCAGGUGACCGCUCUCAUCAAGCUGAAGGAGUGCGAGGACGCUCACCUGGGAGAGGAGGUCGACCGAAACUGGUUUGAGGUCGUCACGCAGCAGUACGUCUUCAAGCGGCUCAACAAAGAGAUCGAGGCCCUGAAGGUCUUCAGUCAGGGGGAGCUGGUCUCCUGGUUCAUGGAGCACAGAAACGGCAGCAGUAGGAGGCUCAGCGUGCACGUGGUCGGUUUCGGCGUGGAGAGAACGACCCGCCUGAGCAGAGUGUCUGCUGCAGCCAGGACAGCCCCGACUCCCCCCCUCCUCCUCGGCAUACGGGGAGGUGAGCGAGCUGAACUUCCUGCCUGCCUCCUCGCCGGCGCUCCAGGACGUCACGCUCAUCUCAGACAUCAGAGCGUUCACCUCAUCCCCUCCACCCAUACCACAAAAUCCUCAGCUAGGUCCGGACGGACGGUGAAGGUGAAGAACGCCUCGUUCACUCUGUCAGUGUGUCGGGGAAAAUAA